Messenger RNA from Helicoverpa zea (corn earworm), 12297 nucleotides. RefSeq names its product transcription-associated protein 1 (gene Nipped-A). The record is from RefSeq and is a predicted model, not a curated record. The transcript has 48 exons. Gene Ontology annotation, biological process: DNA repair; regulation of DNA-templated transcription. Gene Ontology annotation, molecular function: protein binding; transcription coregulator activity. NCBI's taxonomy places the organism in Eukaryota, Metazoa, Arthropoda, Insecta, Lepidoptera, Noctuidae. The coding region runs from base 244 to 11805 and encodes 3853 amino acids. Gene Ontology annotation, cellular component: nucleus; SAGA complex; NuA4 histone acetyltransferase complex.
UCGUGUUGAGGUUCUUGUUGCGUGCCGUGCAUCUUGUUUUGUCCGGUAGUUUGGGUUAAUAUUUUUAUUAGAGAUUAUUGUGACUAAUGUAAUUAAUUAUGAUCUAACACUUGUUAAUAAACAAUGUAAUGAUGGAAACGUGUGAUGGACAAUUUUCCAUGUGUAUUUUUUUGUCCUAACAAAAUGUUGGGUAAUUCACUUGUUAGUGAAAAUAAAUAACUGUGAGACUAUUUGCUGUGCACAAUGAUGGCUUCCAUGGCUGCAGGCGGUCCUGGGGACCCCCACACACAGAUGAACACCUACAGAAGCUAUGUGACCAUGCUGGCUGAUCCCGGCGCCAAGGACGAGAUCAAGCUCAAAGCUGCACAGGAACUAAGUGAAAACUUCGAGGUAAUACUCAGUUCCCCUCAAUAUCCACAAUUCCUGGAACACUCGUUGAAGAUAUUCCUCAAAAUACUCCAAGAUGGUGAACCUCAUUUCAUAGCUGAGUAUAAUAUUCAGCAAGUGAGGAAGCUGAUACUGGAAAUGAUCCACCGACUUCCAAUAAGCGAGACCCUGAGGAUUUAUGUGAGACCCAUCUUGGUGCUGAUGUUAAAAUUGAUGGAAAUUGAAAACGAAGAGAAUGUUCUGGUGUGCCUUAAGAUUUUUAUGGAAUUACAUAAACAAUAUAGACCUCCUUAUAGCAGUGAGGUGGAUAUUCACAAGUUCCUGCAGUGGGUGAAAGGGAUCUACUCUGACUUGCCAAAUCACUUGCCUAAAAUAUUUGAACCCAAACCUACCAUUAGGGUAAAAGAUUUGUCUGAAGUGAACAUUGAUCAGUUGCUACAAGAGACUUACACCACAACACCCAUACAUACUGAGAAGAAACUCCUUGAUGGGAGUGUUGUUACUUACAACCUGAUACCAAGAUCGGUGCUGUCAUUGAAAGUGAUACAGGAGCUACCCAUCAUUGUGGUGCUCAUGUAUCAGUUGUACAAGCAGAAUGUGCAUCAGGAGGUCAGCAACUUCAUCCCUCUCAUCAUGGAGACUAUUACUCUGCAGCCGGCCGCUACGCACAGACAAUCCGCUUCGUUUAACAAGGAAGUUUUCGUGGACUUCAUGGGCGCCCAAAUAAAGACUUUGGCGUUCCUAGCUUACAUCAUCAGAAUAUAUCAAGAUACCAUUGCUAAUCACGCCAAUUUGAUGGUGAAAGGUAUCAUAGGGCUAUUGACGCUAUGCCCACCGGAAGUGGCGCAUUUGAGAAAGGAACUCGUCAUAGCAACACGACAUAUCCUGGCUACGGAUUUAAGACUGAAAUUUGUUCCAUACAUGGAACGUCUGUUCGACGAAGAUGUACUAUUAGGUGGCGGGUGGACGGUCCACGAGUCGCUGCGUCCACUCGCGUACUCAACACUGGCAGACUUAGUACAUCAUGUGAGACAACUGCUGCCAUUGACUGAUCUAGCUAUAGCUGCUCACUUGUUCUCCAAGAAUGUUCAUGAUGAAUCUCUUCCUACAAGCAUCCAAACAAUGUCGUGCAAGUUGCUUCUGAACCUGGUGGACUGCAUUCGUCAGCGCUCCGAGAGCGAGGGCGCCGCGGCGGCCGGCACGCAGCCGCAAGGCCGACAGUUGCUCAUGCGCAUACUAGAAGUGUUCGUGCUGAAGUUCAAGACCAUAUCCAAGCUGCAACUGCCUGCUUUGAUGAAUAAAUGCAAACAAACAACGCCACCAGCGAAUGGUACAAAUGGGACCACACCUAGCACUCCCACUACCCCAGGCCCAAGUACUUCCACAGCAGUAGAAGUGAAAGUUGAGGAAGAGAAACUUGCGCCAGAUUUCCUGGACAGCCUAUCCAAGAGUGAGGAGAAAUCUAAGAUAGGUUUCCCUACAUCACAGAUGAAUAACCUGAAUGUUGGUGACUACAGGACCUUGGUCAAGACGCUUGUAUGUGGAGUCAAGACUAUUACGUGGGGCUGUGCUUCGUGCAAGCAGACAACAACGAAUACAGAAGGGACAUCAACAACGACCAUAACUGGUCAAAAGCAGUUCAGUGCUCGCGAGACGUUAGUAUUCAUACGCUUAGUGCGUUGGGGACUACAGUCACUUGACAUCUACACGUUAGCCGCGCCUCGUGCGCCGGCGCAGCCGCCCGCGCAACCACACGUACGGUCUAAAGAGGAGAAAGAAGUGCUCGAGCAUUUCAGCGGAGUGUUUUCAAUGAUGAACCCACAAACCUUCCAAGAAAUAUUUACAGCGACGAUUUCCCAUAUGGUCGAAAGAAUCAACAAAAAUACAACGUUGCAAAUAAUUGCAAAUACAUUUUUGUCCAAUCCGGCUACGUCGCCGAUAUUCGCGACAGUACUUGUUGAGUACCUUCUCCAAAGGAUGGAGGAAAUGGGGACUAAUGUAGAGAGAUCCAAUCUUUACUUGAGACUAUUCAAACUAGUGUUUGGUUCCGUCAGCCUCUUCCCAACUGAGAAUGAACAAAUGCUGAGACCACACUUGCAUAGCAUUGUUAACAAGGCCAUGGAUUAUGCCAUGACAGCUAAAGAACCCUACAAUUAUUUCCUACUACUGAGGGCGUUAUUCCGUUCCAUUGGAGGCGGCAGCCACGACCUUUUAUACCAAGAGUUUUUACCACUUCUACCCAAUCUACUUGAAGGAUUGAAUCGCCUACAGAGUGGCCUACAUAAGCAACACAUGAAAGAUCUUUUCGUCGAGUUAUGCUUGACUGUACCGGUAAGAUUAAGUAGUCUAUUACCUUAUCUACCGAUGCUCAUGGAUCCUUUAGUAUCUGCAUUAAAUGGCUCCCACACAUUAAUAUCACAAGGGUUGAGGACUCUCGAGCUCUGUGUCGAUAACUUGCAACCCGACUUCUUGUAUGAACACAUCCAGCCGGUCAGGGCUGACCUCAUGCAAGCGCUGUGGAGGACAUUGCAGAACAAUGAAGUUGCCAGAAUCGCGUUCAGAGUCCUCGGGAAAUUCGGCGGCGGCAACCGCAAGAUGAUGAUAGAACCACAGAGACUCGAGUAUAGAGAAACCGACGCGCCACCGCCCGCGGUGCAAGCAUACUUCCAAGACCAACCGAAACCCAUAGAUUUCGAAGUAGACAAAGUAAUAGAGACAGCUUUUUCUGCGUUAAAGUCAAGCAUGACAGAUCCAUUUUACCGACGACAAUGUUGGGAAGUGUUGCGAUGCUACUUAGCUUCGUCACUUAAUUUGGACGACGAUAAGGCGACCUUACAGAAACUGUUCAACCACCCCAGUUUCAUUGACGGCAAGAUUCAAAUCCAGAACGGACCUUACUACAAAUGCUCGAACAGUAUAGUGAGAAACACACAUCGCACGGCUCUGACAGGAAUGUUUGUGGCCGCUGCUAUCAAAGAGUUGCGUCAUCACGUGCUGCCAACGAUGGUUUCGUUAGUGAGGCACUAUACUAUGGUAGCGAUAGCUCAGCAGGCGGGACCGUUUGUCGAAAGCUCUGCACCUAAAGACGGUCUGGACGCGUUGGUCCUCGUCGAUGCUAUCGCCGUUAUUAUGGGUCAUGAAGAAAAGGAAUUAUGUAAACCUGGUCAUCUUGCGUUAGUUCUUAUGAUAGAGACUGCGGCGACGGUGCUUGGAAGCCGAGAACGUGCCUGCAGAUUGCCUUUAAUGGAGUACCUCGCUGAACGAAUGUCGGCGUUGUGUUACGAGCGAGCCUGGUACGCCAAGCUGGGCGGUUGCAUCGCAGUCAAGUUCAUGGUAGAGAAAAUGGCACCGGAAUGGGUUUACAAACACGUGUUCACAUUUUUGAAGGCCGUGCUGUUCGUUAUGAUGGAUUUGACGGGUGAAGUUUCUUCGGGUGCCAUAGACAUGGCGACUGUCAACUUGGAGAGGCUCGUUAGAGUUUGCGUGGUUGGGCCUUGCACUCAGUCGGUCGAGGCGGAAGGUGACGUAGCUGCUGCGAAGGCUAGAGCCUUACAUGAUGUGCUUCAGGAACUCGUACUGCAAGUAACAAGUCCUCACCUUCUUGUCAGACAACAGGCCAUGAAAUCAUUGGAGCUCAUAGCAGAAUUACAGAAGAAGACAGUGACAGAAGUAAUGGAUCCGCAUAGAGAAGUGUUAGCGGAUAUAAUUCCACCGAAGAAACAUUUGCUUCGACAUCAACCAGCGAACGCCCAGAUGGGUCUUAUGGAUGGAACUACCUUCUGUACUACUUUGAAACCUCGGCUCUUCACUAUUGAUCUAAACAUAAAUGAGCACAAAGUAUUCUUCCGGGAGCUACUUUCGCUAUGUGAAGCUGAGGACGCGAUGCUAGGAAAACUGCCAUGUUAUAAAGGGGUCAAUCUUGUGCCGUUACGUGCCUCAGCUUUGAAAGCUCUUGCCGCCUGCCAUUAUAUACAGGAGAAGCAUUGCCGUGAGAAGAUAUUCCAAGUGCUUUACAAGUCUCUUGAGAAAAAUGAUCAAGAAUUGCAACAGGUCGGCUUCGAGUGCAUGCAGAAAUUCCUGUCAGGUUUCCAAAUCGACAUGGAGAUGGUUCACCCAGUAAUGCGACCUCUAUUGCUAACACUUGGUGACCAUAGACAUUUGAGCGUGAACGGAGCAAAGAGGUUGUCAUACCUGACCCAGUUGUUCCCUUCCACGUUCAGUGAGAAACUAUGUGAACAGCUACUGCAGUUAUUGAAGAAACUUCUGGAUUAUUCUAUACAGACCAACAGAGGUGGAAACUUCCUCCAGAGCGUUUCAAAGAACAUGGAAAACGAGCAGAAGAUAAUAAUUCUGAUCGGUAUAUUCCAUCAAAUACCGGCCGCGUCGCCUCGCUUUAUCGACGUGUUAUGUCGGCUCAUAUUCCACACUGAAAAGUCGCUUAUGAUUGAAGCCGGAUCUCCUUUCAGAGAACCACUUGUAAAGUUCUUAAUGAGGUAUCCAAAAGAGACUUUAGACCUAAUACUGAGCGACAACAACAUAAAAGACCAACAGUGGAGCCGAUUCCUGGUCUUCCUCAUCAAACACCCGAAAGCCGGUCCCCCGUACAGGGAGGCCUUGCAAACGGCCAAGAAACCUCGACUUAUGCAACUGUUGGCGGCCAAUACUGGUGGUAAUUCGGCCAACCUGCCAACAGCUGACCGGUCUGAGAUGCAGUUCCAAGCUGUUAGAGUGAUAUCCUUGUUGAUCAAGUUCGAUGAAAAGUGGUUGGCCGGCCAACCUGAUUUGAUCGAGUUGUUGAAGCGCAUUUGGUGCAGUGAUCAGUACCAUGAAGUACACAAGAAAGUAGAAAUAGUUGACUGUACGCACUGGAAGGAGCCCAAGCUGAUAGUGAAGAUAUUGCUGCACUACUUCGUGCAGCAUAAGUCCAGCAUCGACUUGUUGUUCCAGCUGCUGCGAGCCUUGUGCGACCGAUUCAUACCUGACUUCCAGUUCCUACGCGAUUUCCUAGAGAACACAGUAGCUCAGACGUACGACAUCGAAUGGAAGCGGGCCGCAUUCUUCCGCUUCGUGGAACAUUUCGCCAGUGAUGCCAUGUCGCAGGACUUGAAGGCCAAAGUUCUGCAGAUGAUCCUGAUCCCGUGCUUCGCAGUCAGCUUCGAGAAGGGACAGAAGAUCGUGGGCGGCUCGCCGGCGCCCUAUCAGGAUAAUCCCGACAACGUCGUCUCCGUGUUUAUUAAUAAUGUGAUUGACCCAGAGAAUCCGUUCGCGUGUUCGGACGCGGUACGCAUAUCUCUCUUGCAGUUUGCUUGCCUACUCCUCGAGCAAGCGUCACCGCAUAUACACGAUGCGAACAAUAAGAAGCAAGGCAAUAAACUAAGGAGACUCAUGACCUUUGCCUGGCCCUGUCUGCUUGGCAAGAACUUUGUUGAUCCUGCGACUAGGUAUCACGGACAUCUACUUUUGAGUCAUAUCAUAGCUAAGUUCGCUAUCCACAAGCGGAUAGUGUUGCAAGUAUUCCACAGUCUCCUAAAAGCGCACGCAGUGGAAGCCCGCUCCGUGGUGCGUCAGGCGCUAGAGAUACUGACGCCUGCCAUGCCACAACGCAUGGAGGAUGGCAACACCAUGCUCACGCACUGGACCAAGAAGAUCAUAGUGGAAGACGGUCACUCCGUACAGCAACUGUUCCAUAUACUGCAGCUUGUUGUUAGACAUUACAAGGUGUACUUCCCAGUACGUCACGCACUGGUAGGACACAUGGUAGCCGCGAUGCAGCGUCUAGGUUUCUCAGCGACUGCCUCGCUGGAACAUCGCCGCCUCGCCGUGGAUUUGGCUGAAGUCGCUCUCAAAUGGGAGCUGCAGAGAAUACGGGAUCACUCCAAUGAUGAUAAUGUGGUGGCCACAUCACCAAGCGGCGCAAUGAAGCGCGUCUCCUCAGACGAGAGCAGUUCCGAAGCUCGUAAGGCUCUCAACACCGGCUGGGCGAGUCCGCAGGCCAGCGCCGCGCGGAUGGAGCCAGACGCCGCCAAGCCGUUGGACAGGCAACACGUCGAUGUGGUCGUUAACUUGCUGCUCAGGCUGGCCUGUCAAGUGAACGAGGGCUCGGUGGGCGGCGCGGCGGGCGCGUCGCCGGGCGAGCAGCUGUCGCGGCGCUGCGUGCUGCUGCUCAAGGCGGCGCUCAAGCCCGACGUGUGGCCGCAUCUGUGCGAGCCCAAGCUCGCCUGGCUCGACAAAGUAUUCUCAACAGCCGAUGCCAACGCAGGUGGUUGCGCAAACGCAUGCACAGCGCUAGAACUGCUAGUAUUCCUACUCGGAGUAUUACGAAGGGAACAGAUCCUCGUAGCUUUGAAGCCGCUACAACGAGGACUGGCGGCUUGUGUGUCGUCUACCAACCCUAAGAUAGUGCGUUUGACGCAUAAUCUGCUCGCGAAACUUACUGCCAUAUUCCCGACUGAACCUACUGGAGCUGCGCAGGCGUCGAAGUACGAAGAACUAGAAACCCUAUACGCAUGCGUAAGCAAGUACGCAUUCGAAGGUCUAGCCACAUACGAGAAGUCGGCCGGCGGUCAGGCCGCUAGUGGAACGGCCGCCGCCGGCACAACGCCACCUAGCGGCGCAAGUGCGUUACUAGGACCUCUGAUGAUGUUGAAGGCCUGCUGUGCUUCCAGCCCGUCUUAUAUUGAUAGGCUCUUACAGCCAUUGAUGAGGGUGCUACAGAGAAUGGCUAGAGAUCACGUGGCUCCGAAUCCUGAUCAUGCUUUGGCUGAUUUACUUAUUUUGGCAUUAGAUUUACUGAAGGCCCGCGUAUCCGUGAUGCCUGUGGAUACAAGAAAGACCUUUAUCGGUAAUAUACUGGUGGGGCUUAUUGAGAAAACUACUGAUGCUAAGGUAAUGAAAGCAAUAAUCCGCAUGGUAGAAGAAUGGGUGAAGUGGCGAGCCCCGGCCGUCGGCGCCGCCGCCCCCGCCGCCGUGCCCUCGCUCAGAGAGAAGUCUAUCCUGCUCGUCAAACUCAUGCAAUAUGUGGAGAAACGGUUCCCUGAUGAUUUGGAACUGAAUGCCCUGUUUUUGGAGCUUAUUAAUUAUGUCUAUAGAGACGACCACCUGAAAAUGACAGAGCUAUCAAUGAAGCUAGAGCCGGCAUUCCUAGCAGGUCUUCGCUGCCCCCAGCCGAACAUUCGUGCUAAAUUCUUCGAAGUGUACGACCAGAGUGUGCGCAGACGCAUCUUCGACCGGCUGCUGUAUAUCAUCUGCUCGCAGAAUUGGGAUAAUAUUGGACAGCACUUCUGGAUUAAGCAGUGCCUUGAGCUGCUGCUUGUUACUUGUGUGCCUAGUACACAAAUCCGCCUAUCGAAUCCAAAGUACCUGCUCCCCAGCAUAUCUUCCGUAAUCAACUCAGCUGACAGCGAAGACCGCAAAUCGUUCGUAAUAUUCAGCAGCGUGAAGGAAGAAUCUUCCGAUGGCUUCAGUGACUCGUUAGAGCCUGAUAAGGAAGAUGUCUUAGAUAUGGAUCUGGAUUCAAGCUCUAAUAAAGAUGAUUGCACUAAGACUGUCACGAAUAGACUUAAAACCCUAAAUCAAAUCGUGGCCAAGCAAUCCGAGUUCUUAGAACUAGCUCGUCGCGUUCGCACAGAGCAGCUAGUGGUGGCCGCAGCUCAACUGUGCCACAUGGACGAUGCGCUGGCACAUCACACGUGGCUGCGGCUGUUCCCGAGGCUGUGGUCCACGCUGGAUGAACGGCAACUGGGGACGGUAAUGAACGAGAUAGUCCCGUUCAUAAUAUCGGGCGUACACACUGGGCAGCGUGAUCAGCCGCUCAGCGCGCUCAACACCUUCAUCGAGGCGCUGGCGCGGUGCAACCCGCCCGUCAGUAUUAAGCCACCCAUGAUGAAGUAUCUCGGCAAGACACACAACUUGUGGCAUCGUAUGACACUGAACCUAGAACAGAUGGCUAUUGAUCAAGCGAGUGGCAGAGCCCAAAGGGAGCCGCUUGAGAUAUACGACUAUGAUAUUGAAACUACUACACCUACUGAGGUGCUAGACUCCCUGAGCGAUAUGUUCGAACUAUUGCAAGAAGAGGACAUGUGGUCCGGCCUGUGGCAGAAACACGCGCGCUAUAGAGAGACCAACGUCGCGAUAGCGUACGAACAACAAGGCUUCUUCGAACAGGCGCAAGCUGCGUACGACGUCGCUAUGGCUAAACUUAAACAGGAAUACACCGCCAACCCGUCCUCAUACAACAUGCAUAAAGAGUGCACACUUUGGACCCAACAUUGGCUCAAAUGCGCCAAGGAGCUCAACCAAUGGGAUUCGUUACUGGAACUGGGCUUGACAAGGAGUGGGAGAGACCCAUUCUUGAUAUUGGAGAGCUCGUGGAGGAAUCCUAAUUGGACCACAAUGAAGGAGGCGCUUGCUGAAGUUGAAUAUAACUGUCCUAAGGAAUUGGCAUGGCUAGUAAACCUGUACCGCGGCUACCUGUGCAUAUGCGCGGGCGGCGAGGCUCAGCUCCCGGGAGUAGAACGUCACGCGGAGGCGGCGGCGGCUCAGGCGCUGCGCGAGUGGCGACGUCUACCCCGUCUCGUGUCCCACGCGCAUCUGCCGCUCCUCCGCGCCGCUCAGCAGCUCAUGGAGCUCAGCGAGGCCGCGCAGAUACAUACCGGGUUGCUGCACAGCCGUCCGACAUCGCUGCACGAUAUGAAGGCCAUAGUGAAGACGUGGCGCAACCGCCUGCCCGUGGUAGCCGACCCGCUGUCGCACUGGGGCGCCAUCUUCACGUGGCGUCAGCACCACUACCAGUUCAUCGCGUCACACUACGACUCGCAGGCCGACCACGCGUCCAACCACAGCAUGCUCGGCGUCCACGCCAGCGCUCAGGCUAUAAUUCACUUCGCAAAGAUAGCAAGGAAACACAACUUGUCAGGCGUCUGCCUAGACUCUUUGCACAGAAUAUACACAAUACCUAGUGUUCCGAUCGUGGACUGCUUCCAAAAGAUCCGACAACAAGUCAAGUGUCACAUUCAAAUGUCGUGGACUGAAGGCAAGGAGGAAUUACAGGACGGCAUAGAUAUGAUAGAAUCCACGAACUUUAAGUAUUUCACUAAAGAGAUGACCGCUGAGUUUUAUGCGUUCAAAGGUUUGCUUUUAGCGCAACUCGGUAGGUCGGAGGACGCGAACAAAGCGUUCGCGGCGGCCGUACAACUGCACGAUACGUUGGUGAAGGCAUGGGCCCUCUGGGGAGACUAUUUGGAGCAAAUAUUCAUAAGGGAUCCCCGACAGAUACAAGUAGGAGUGUCCGCUAUGACUUGCUUCUUGCACGCCUGUCGACACCAGAACGAAUCUAAAUCAAGGAAAUACUGCGCUAAAGUUCUAUGGAUGCUAAGUUUCGAUGACGAAAAGAACAGCCUCGCUGAAGCUCUAGACAAGUAUUCAGUGGGCGUUCCGCCUGUCCAAUGGUUGCCAUGGAUACCGCAACUGCUAGCCUGCCUCGUCCAAUACGAUGGAAAUGUCAUACUCAAUCUUCUGAGCCAUGUCGGCCGUCUCUUCCCGCAAGCGGUAUAUUUCCCCAUCCGCACGCUGUACUUGACUUUGAAGAUUGAACAACGCGAACGACACAAAACAGCAGAAAACAUCGCCGCGCACCUACCACAUCAACCCACUACCUCUGCCGGCGGCAGCAAGGUGAGUGAGGCCGCAUCUUCCUCGAGCAGUGGCUCCACGGGCGAGGCGGGCCCUAUCAAGGCCACCCUGCCCAUGUGGCGCUGCUCCAAGAUCAUGCAGAUGCAACGGGAGAUACAUCCCACCGUGCUCUCCUCGCUCGAGGGCAUCGUCGAUCAGAUGGUAUGGUUCCGCGAAAACUGGUACGAGGAGGUGCUCCGUCAGCUGCGCGCGGGGCUGGCCAAGUGCCACGUGGUGGCCUUCCACCACCGCGCCGCCGUCGCCGACGCCACCGUCACGCCACACACGCUCAACUUCAUCAAGAAAGUCGUCUCCACCUUCGGCAUCGGUAUUGGCAUAACUGCAUCAGAGAGUCUGGCCCGCCGCGCGCAGGCCACCGUGCAAGACCCGGUCUUCCAGAAGAUGAAGACACAGUUCACCGCAGACUUCGACUUUUCGCAGCCAAACGCUAUGAAAUUACAAAAUCUUAUACAGAAACUGAGAAAAUGGGUCAAGAUACUCGAGGCUAAAACAAAGGUUCUACCCAAGUCAUUCCUUAUCGAGGAGAAAUGUAGGUUCUUGUCAAACUUCAGUUUAAAGACGGCUGAAGUAGAACUGCCCGGCGAGUUCCUGUUGCCCAAACAUACUCAUUACCACGUUAGAAUCGCGAGGUUCAUGCCACGAGUUGAGAUCGUACAGAAGCACAACACAUCGGCACGUAGAUUGUACAUUCGUGGACAUAAUGGCAAAAUAUACCCGUACCUAGUAGUUAACGACUCGGGACUGGGCGAUGCCAGGAGAGAGGAACGAGUGUUACAACUGCUUAGAAUGCUGAACCAUUAUUUGGGUAAACAAAAGGAAACUUCGAGGAGAUUUUUGCACUUCACUGUACCGCGAGUCGUUUCGGUUUCGCCUCAAAUGCGGCUCGUGGAAGAUAAUCCUAGUUCUAUAUCUCUACUAGACAUUUAUCGCACAGAGUGUGCUAAUAGGGGAGUGGAAUACGAUGCCCCAAUCGCCCGUUAUUACGAACGCCUCGCGGCUGUCCAAGCGCGAGGCUCGCAAGCUUCGCAUCAAGUAUUGCGAGAUAUCCUCCGUGAGGUGCAAGCGACAAUGGUGCCAAAGGGUAUGCUGAAGGAAUGGGCGGCGGCCACCUUCUCCGCGCCCACGGACUACUGGACCUUCAGGAAGAUGCUGACGCUGCAACUGUCACUGGCUAGCUUCGCCGAGUACGUGCUACAUCUGACGAGGCUCAACCCCGAUAUGAUGUAUGUCCAUCAGGAUUCCGGACUACUCAACGUCUCUUACUACAAAUUUGACGUUGAUGACACCACAGGUGAAUUAGACUGCAACCGGCCAGUGCCGUUCCGACUGACGCCGAACAUAUCCGAGUUGCUGACCACAAUAGGUAUCACCGGGCCUCUCACAGCUUCUGCAAUAUCCGUCGCGCGGUGCCUUGUAACACCCAACUUCAAGAUCCAAUCCAUCCUACGAACAAUAUUACGCGAUGAAAUGGUCACGGGCUACAGAAAACGUUUGGAGGAUAAAUCGGGACUUCCAACGGCAGGGGCUUUAACAGAGAACAAACCUGUGGAAAUGGAUAAUGAGACUAUUAUUAAUAUGGUUAACAAAGCCGUGACAGUUAUCAUGAAUCGUCUCAACUCUAUGGCGAAUUUCGACGGGCCGGAUAGUAAGGUGGCCACGUUAGUGACCGCAGCCAACAGUCAUGACAAUCUCUGCCGAAUGGAUCCUGCAUGGCAUCCCUGGCUAUAAACUAGAAGUACUGAUAUUUGUACGUAAGCCCGGAAACAUUUAUUUACACUCUGUAGUUUUUGUGUCAUUAAUAUAAGAAAAAAAAACGCCGCCAAAAUACGAUUAUGAUGUUGAUAGUCGCACCACUGCUGGGUUUAAAUAGCGGAAAUGUAUAACUUAGAUCUUUUGUGAUUUUUUAACAGCUGCAAAUGGACACAACGAUAACAUGUCUAAAUUAGGAUGUUAUCCAUAGCAUUUGAUAACUGUAUUCAAUUAAAAUGUUUACUUAUACCGAUAUACAGUGUCUAUAGUGCUUGAGUGUACAUUUGCUUAAUAAUCGCCGUUACAGUCACUUUAACUCAAAAUCAUGUGCAGUGUGGAGCUGAGGCAGUCUUUUAAAAUAAUUCUAGUUAUUAUAGGUUUAAGUGACUCAUGUUGUUGAUAUAAAGAUAGCAGUUUUUUCUGUGAUCUCUAAAGAUGUGAAAGAAGUAUUAAAAAAGUGAACAAUUGGAA